Molecule: messenger RNA, 706 nt
Organism: Acanthoscelides obtectus
Lineage: Eukaryota; Metazoa; Arthropoda; Insecta; Coleoptera; Chrysomelidae
Source: the annotation of a GenBank genome assembly
CAAGUACGACGGGUUGCCUGAAAAUGUACAAGAGAUUGGCUCUGCCGACCCGCCAUCUGUACACUAACAGUUAUACUCAUGUGUACGUCCUUCAUGGUGUUUUCGUGUAUAAUGUUGUUUCAGUUAUAAAACUGUACCGUUGUCUGUUCGCUUUUGUUUCCGUUUGUGAAAAAUUGGUUCUUGAACAUGGUGCGAACGUACAAGAAGAAAACUGCAAGAGGUAUUAUUCCAAUUGAACAAUAUGAAAGUGCCAUGCAGGCCAUAUUACACGAAAAAAUAUCAAUUAGAGAUGCUGCUACUCGCUACGGGGUUAAUUUUAUGACGUUACACCGCUAUAUGAAAAAAAAGUUAGCCCUAAACCUUGAAAACAGAAGCAAGUGCUUAGUUGGAUACGCUACGCACAGAAAAAUAUUUAACGAUGCCGAAGAACAGGAACUUGCGAAAUACACAGAGUAUUCCGCUAAAAUUUAUUACGGUCUUACAACUUCUGAUUUGCGCAAACUUGCAUUUCAUUUUGCGAUAGCAAACAACAUAUCUGUUCCAGAAAAUUGGAAGGUGAAAGAAAUAGCUUCCAAGGAUUGGUUAUAUGGAUUUCUGAAGAGGCAUCAAACUUUAUCUGUCAGAACAUCCGAAGCUACUAGUAUGGGCAGAGCCACUGCGUUUAAUCGCCAUAAUGUGUCGCAGUUUUUCAAUAAUCUUGGCAAGG